GCUCUUCCUCUGGAAUUCCUUCAUAAACGGUGGGCAGCGCUAGUGGGCCGAUCGUCUGAAUGGACGGAGUUUAGGAGGCUGACACCUCGCACUUAAUUUUCCACCUAUUUUUUUUUUUUUUUCUUUUUUAAAUCCGUGCCAAUGAUCUUUUUUCGCAUUUUGCCCGUGCUUUGGGCUUUGUCUGCGCGGGCGGAUUUUUUCCAGUUUGACAGUAUUUCCAACGUGUCGACGUAUUAUUUUAAUUAUUUUUACUGUAAUAUCUGGGAAGGGGACUGUCAGCCGAACCAGGAUGAUGCUACACAACAAGUGCCCUCCAGGGACUUCUUUUCAACACUUCCUCAGGACUGCUUGCGCACCUUGACGGAAUGGUACUGCAGCCUCGGACAGUGCUGUGACACGGGGGACUGUCGGAUUCAAAAUAACGUCACAGGACUAGCCAAGGAUCUCGAACUUCGGCUCCACGGGCAGCACCUGGUACAGGCGGUGGUUCUCAAAGCAAUAGAGGGCUUCCUUAACAACCCAGAUCCAAACAAGCCCUUGACCCUUUCCUUCCAUGGCUGGUCUGGCACUGGGAAGAACUUUGUCGCCCGGCUGGUUGCGGAGAACCUGUAUCGCGACGGAGUGAAGAGCGAGUGUGUGCGGCUAUUCAUUGCCCCAUUUCACUUCCCGCAUGCCAAGCUGGUGGACGUGUACAAGAACCAGUUGAAGGAGGCGAUCCGAGAUGCGGUGUUGCGCUGCCAGCAGACUCUUUUUAUCUUUGAUGAGGCAGAGAAGCUGCACCCAGGCCUUAUUGAUGCCAUAAAACCCUUCAUGGAACACUAUGACAAUGUGGAUGGGGUCAGUUACAGGAGGUCCAUCUUCCUCUUCCUCAGUAACAUUGGUGGAGCAAUCAUCAACGAGGUGACGCUGGACUUCUGGCACUCUGGACAGAACCGAGAGGACAUUGGAAUGGAGGACCUAGAGCACCGGCUUCGAUCUGAAGCGGUAGAGUCACAAGGUGGCUUUGGUCAAAGUGAGCUCAUGUCAGAUCACCUGAUAGACUUUUUUGUACCCUUCUUGCCACUGGAGUACCGUCAUGUCAAACUGUGUGCCCGUGAUGCCUAUGUGGCUCGUGGUCUGCAGCCCAGGGAAGAAAUCCUGGACGAAGUGGCAAAAGCUAUGGUAUAUGUGCCCAAGGAAGAAAAGCUUUUUUCAGCCCAGGGAUGCAAGUCCGUACCCCAGAGGAUCAACUUUUUCUUGCCAUAAAGGAAAAGACUCAGACCAGCAAAACCGCAUGUGAACUCUCCAGACAUGCAUGGAUGGAUGGAUGGA
Messenger RNA from Scleropages formosus (Asian bonytongue), 1311 nucleotides. It is a transcript of the gene tor3a, whose product is annotated as torsin family 3, member A. Lineage: Eukaryota; Metazoa; Chordata; Actinopteri; Osteoglossiformes; Osteoglossidae. The record is from RefSeq and is a predicted model, not a curated record. The coding region runs from base 142 to 1245 and encodes 367 amino acids. Gene Ontology annotation, molecular function: ATP hydrolysis activity; ATP binding. Gene Ontology annotation, cellular component: nuclear envelope; endoplasmic reticulum lumen. The transcript has 6 exons.